CAGUCUUGACCUUAUGACCAGCCAAGGAAGUGAUACUCGGUAGCUCUGAUUGGUCUGAUCGACGGGCAUUGUCAUAGUGACGUAAUUCUACAGCAUGGCGGUUACUAUUCAGCGAUCAAACAGAGUAACUUGUGCAGCUCGUAUCUGUUUAGAAGGUAUUAGUCUAAGGACUCUGGCCACCAUCAUUCCUGGGAUAGCUCCGGUCGAUAACUUAUCAGAAUUUCUGGAAACUGUGCCACACCGUGAACACCCUGGAAUUACUAGCUUGAAAACUGUCCAUCUCCCAUCUCAACUUGCUGAUGCAGCCCAGGCUGUUCUAGAAAAGCACCCUGUUAGUCAGCUUGCAGAGCGAACCCUACAAAUCUCAACUUACCUGUGGAGCAGGAAACGACCUGUAGAAGAUGAAACACUUCGCACAAAGGCAGCUGAACUGGAACAGAAGUUUCUGGAGAAGAUGGCACCACUGAGUGCAGUCCAUGAGUCUCUGGAUCCAUUACAAGUUGAGGAGCAGAAAGAAAAUUUACGCAGGCAGGUUCUGGCAAAGCUACGCAAAACCACUUACCACUGGCAACCACUCAACUACGAUAAGGAGCUAAGUCUGGUAUAUAUGGCAGCAAGAAUGAAUGGAGUUUAUGCAGCAGUGUCUCGAGCAUUUCACGAGAUUAAGAAGCGGGUCCCAGAAUUUCAACCAUACUCCCUGCUGGAUUUUGGAUCAGGCACAGGUUCUGUGACUUGGGCUGCUCAUCAGGCCUGGGGAGAGUCUUUGAAAGAGUAUAUGUGUAUUGACAGUUCCAGUGUUAUGAACAAGCUUGCAGAUCUACUGCUUCGAGGAGGUUCUGAAUCUUCACCAUCUCACAUCAAUGCUGUAUAUUUCAGACAGUUCCUUCCUGUGUCUCCAAAGGUGAAGUUCGAUGUUGUAAGUUCAGCCUUCUCUCUCAAUGACCUCCCAAGUCAAGCUGAAAGAAUUAGCACUGUGCAGACAUUGUGGAGAAAAACAGGCAGUUACCUGGUCCUCAUUGAAAGUGGUACAAGGGAAGGCCAUCAGAUUCUCAUGGAGGCUCGUGACGUCUUAAUGGGAGCAAAGGUAUCCAGAGAAUCCAGAAGUGGAAUUGUGUUUGCUCCAUGUCCACAUGACCUACCCUGUCCAAAAUUUGCUCAGAAGACCAUACUUCCUUGUAACUUCACACAAGCCUACCAUCCUCUGCCAUAUACCUCUAAACAAGAUCUAAAACUAGAGAAGUUCUCUUAUGUGAUCCUUCAAAAGGGUGAAUACAAAGGUAUUGAACGGAGCUGGCCUCGUAUCAUAGAGCCUGUCUUACGGAGACCUCGUCAUGUUCACUGUCAUCUCUGCUGUUCAGAUGGUACAUUACAACAUGCAGUAAUAACAGCCAAGAAGCACACCAAAGACCUGUACCGAUGUGCCAGAUCCAGUAACUGGGGUGAUAGGCUGCCAGUCAGCAACUUGGAGACCGAGAAAGAGUCUGAAAAUGUGUCAGAGUCAGACAAUCUACCUUCUACAUAACAGAAUCUGAGAGACAGAACAGUGGUGUUAAAAAUAACCCAAAACCAUUAAAAUGGGGUUUCUUUUGAUGAAUUCAGGUGGAUCACAUUUAAUGGUAUUGUAGAGUAGAGAGUUUACAAGAGAUAAGGAAUGAAAGAAGAGAGAAUAUAAUUGAUAUUGCCAAGUUCCUGUUUCUUGAAAAUAAAUCCUUUGUUCAGAACUUAUUUAAUAUGGCAUGCUGCAGUGUUGCUGGAAGAAAGCCUUGUAAACUAGACUCCAUACUCUCUGUAAUCUGGUUGCAUCAGUGUUAUGCACCAGAUCCACGUUUAAAAUUAGACCAAGUUCUUUGUAAUAUUUUUACUUUUCCACAUAUUAAAUAAAGCUCAGGACUGAGUUCUGAAUGCACUAAAAUGCACUCAGUAUGUAAAGAGUGUAGAAGAGUAUUAAUAUGAAGUGGUUGCUAAAUUAAAAACAUCAAAACGUU
Molecule: messenger RNA, 1985 nt
Organism: Protopterus annectens (West African lungfish)
Lineage: Eukaryota; Metazoa; Chordata; Ceratodontiformes; Protopteridae
Gene: METTL17
Product: methyltransferase like 17
Exons: 14
Coding region: 95-1522 (475 amino acids)
Biological process (GO): translation
Cellular component (GO): mitochondrial small ribosomal subunit
Molecular function (GO): methyltransferase activity; structural constituent of ribosome
Source: RefSeq, a predicted model, not a curated record